Messenger RNA from Suhomyces tanzawaensis NRRL Y-17324, 1242 nucleotides. Its product is annotated as MFS transporter. NCBI's taxonomy places the organism in Eukaryota, Fungi, Ascomycota, Pichiomycetes, Serinales, Debaryomycetaceae. Bases 1 to 1242 code for a protein of 413 amino acids. The transcript has a single exon. Gene Ontology annotation, cellular component: membrane. Gene Ontology annotation, biological process: transmembrane transport. Gene Ontology annotation, molecular function: transmembrane transporter activity. The record is from RefSeq and is a predicted model, not a curated record.
AUGACAUUCACCUACCCGUCAAAGAACUUCUAUCGUUAUGUCACUGCGUGCUCGUGGGCAUUCUUUGGAGGGUUCAAUGACGGUGCUGUCGGGGUGCUCUUGCCAUACAUUCAAAUGCAAUACCAUCUCUCGUACUCCAAGGGCGCAUUGGUGUGGCUUUCGACCUCUAUAGGCUACAUCUUGGUGGCCUGUUUCGCCAACCGCAUCCACCAGACGUUUGGAAGAAAAUCGCUCGCUAUUGGGUGCUUGUCGUCGGUGAUUAUGGCCAUUCUCGUCUCCACGGGUGUCAAUUAUCCCGUGGUGGUGUUUGGAUUCUUUUUCAGCGGUAUUGGAACCGGAAUCGUGGUUUCGCAACUCAACGUAUUCGUCAGUGGUUUUGAUAAUUCUUCCGUAGCUUUGGGAUAUUUCCAUGGAAUUUAUGGAUUGGGAGCAUCAGUGUCACCAUUAAUUGCUACCACCUUCGUUGACGCUGGAGUUAGGUGGCAUUAUUUCUAUAUUAUAUUGGCAGUUGCCAUGUUUGGGUGUGCCGUGAAUUCGUACUUUUCAUUUGCCCACGGCGAAGAUCAGCUUAAGCAAUUCGAACCUCCAGAAACCGAAGCAGUGGUCGACUCCCAGAACUUGAUGAAGGCAGCACUCAAGAACAAAGUCACUUGGAUAAAUUCUUUAUUUGUCUUGUUCUACCAGGGAGGUGAGGUAGCAAUGGGUGGUUGGACCACCACCUACCUUCGUGAUUACAGACACCACACCAGGGCCUCGAUCGGAUACGUUACCUCGGGUUACUGGUUCGGUUUGACCUUGGGCAGAAUUUUCUUGACCAACAUAAUGCACAGAUGGAUUGGUGCGAGAAGAGGCAAUGGCAUUCUUGCAGUGUGUUCCAUUUUGUUUGUGCUUCUCACCUGGGUGAUUCCUACCUUGGGUGUAGAAAUUGCAACAAUCACCUUAAGUGGUAUUUUCAUCGGUCCUAUUUAUCCCUUGAUGAUUACUUACGUUGCCCUGGAGGGAUUAAUCCCCAGAAAAAUUCAGGUGGUUUCUUUGACCAUCACAUCAGCAUUUGGCUCCUCAGGUGGUGCCUUAUUCCCAUUUAUUGUCGGCUUGAUCUCUCAAUUUGCCGGGGCCUAUGUCUUAUUACCAUCUUUUAUUGCCAUGUUCUCCAUUAUGUUGGUACUCUGGUUGUCUUUGCCCAACGUCGCUUAUAGAGGCCAAGACAAGGGUAUGGCUCAUUACAUUAAAAGAAUCUGGUAA